AGAGAGAGAAAGGAGAUAGAGAGAGAAUGAAGAGAUAGAGAGAGAGAGAGAGAGAGAUUGGUUUGCUCAAACAAUGCACGGACAAACAACACCGAAGCAGUGAGAGAGAGAGUGGAGAGAGUGAGUGGGAGUUUCCAUCAGAGCUCUCUUUCUGUCUAUCUAUUUGUCUCUCUGCUCAAAAUCUUCCAAAAUCCACACAACCAGAGGAGAGAGAGGAGAGAGAGAGAGAGGAGGAAGAAGGAAGAAUCAGCUCGUUCCCGCAAAGCAAUGCCUGCACUUUUUCUCCUUGUCCCAGAUUUUUGACGUUUCUUUUCCGUUUCUUUGCCGUUUCAUGCAAUAAGUACGCCGACAAAAUCCCUCAAAGUUGCUAGAAAUUACACCACCAACCUGGUCGCAGAGAGCUUUUGUUGCAGGUUUGUUUUGUUUGGCAAAUUAGAAAAAAGAAAGAAGCCGUCGUCUUCCACCGACCGGAAGCUAAAGAACGGCGGCGAAGAACAUUGAGAUGCACUUUCAUUUUUAGCUCUCGAGCUCCGAAACCUGAAGAUCUCCAAUCGAAAUGCGAUUUCAUUGCUGAAAAUCCUGCAAAUUUCGCCGAGGUUUUGAUUUUUCGGCAAUUUUUCAGACUGUGGGCCUGUGCUAAGUUUACAAAAAGCCGAAAAUCCGGAGUUUGCUGCAUUGGGAGAGGUGAAAAUGGCGUCGUUCGGAGAACUUGCAAAUGUGGCUCAGUUGACGGGCGUAGAUGCGGUGAGGCUGAUCGGAAUGAUUGUGAAGGCGGCGAGCACAGCGCGAAUGCACAAGAAAAAUUGCAGGCAAUUUGCGCAGCAUUUGAAGCUGAUCGGGAACUUGUUGGAGCAACUGAAGAUCUCGGAGCUUAAGAGGUAUCCGGAGACGAGGGAGCCUCUGGAGCAGCUAGAGGAGGCUCUGAGAAGGUCUUACAUUUUGGUCAGUAGCUGCCAAGACCGGAGCUACCUGUAUUUGCUUGCAAUGGGGUGGAACAUUGUGUAUCAGUUCAGGAAGGCUCAGAACGAAAUCGAUAGAUACUUGAAGCUCGUCCCUCUUAUUACUCUUGUGGACAAUGCUCGAGUCAGGGAAAGAUUGGAAUACAUUGAAAUGGAUCAAUGUGAAUACACAUUGGAUGAUGAGGACAGAAAGGUACAGGACGUGAUCCUUAAACCAGACCCCUCAAUACAUGACACUGUAGUACUGCAGAAAACACUUUCAUGUUCCUACCCAAAAUUAGCUUUUAACGAGGCACUCCAAAAGGAAAAUGAAAAGCUUCAACUUGAACUACAACGGUCGCAAGCUGCUUAUGAUGUGAGUCAAUGUGAAGUAAUUCAGCGUUUGCUAGAAGUGACAGAAACUGUCGCUGCAGAGUCUUCCCCCGAAAAAAAUAUUGAGAAAGUAGACCGCAGUCAUUCAGAUGCCAAUAACGAGAAAGAACAUUCAUCUAAAGAAAGCUAUAAAAAAAGUGAAUCUCGCAAAACUUCAAGAAACACGUCUUCAGUUUCUUCUAGACAUGAUUUGUUGUCAACUAGAGGUUCACAUCGGCAUGAAGAAUGGAAAACUGAUCUACUUGGAUGUUGCUCAGAACCAGCUCUGUGUAUAAAGACAUUCUUCUACCCUUGUGGGACGUUUUCAAAAAUUGCUUCUGCGGCAACUAACAGGCCUAUGUCUUCAUCAGAAGCAUGUAAUGAAUUGAUGGCUUAUUCGCUAGUAUUGUCGUGCUGUUGCUAUACGAGCUGCAUUAGAAGGAAACUUCGCAAGACGUUGAAUAUCUCGGGGGGCUUUAUUGAUGACUUCCUUUCUCAUUUUAUGUGCUGCUGCUGUGCCCUUGUCCAAGAAUGGCGAGAAGUUGAAAUACGCGGGGUUCAUUAUGGUGCCGAGAAGACAAAAGUAAGCCCCCCAGCCUCACAGUACAUGGAAACCUGAAUGACAAAGAAAGCACAGCUCCGUGUUUUCGAGAUUCAUCUCCUUUGAAAGACAUACGUAGAGAUAAUGGCUAGUUGCCAGGUUACAGGAACCCUCAUUAAUUUUCCCAUAUGUAAAUUAGCUUUUUUUCUCAUAUCUUUUUUUGUUUUUUUUUUAAAAUUUUUUAGAUUCAGCACAUUCUGUAUCAUAGAUACGUGGUUCCUUUUUUUUCGUUUCCCUUCUUUCAUAUACAAAGUAGCUUUUUCUAUACUUUAUUGGGGUUUGGUGGGUCCACCACGCAUGCGUGUUAUUGUAUGGGGAAAUUUUAUUUGAAUUAAUACAAUCUCUUUCUACACUCAA
Molecule: messenger RNA, 2268 nt
Organism: Pyrus x bretschneideri (Chinese white pear)
Lineage: Eukaryota; Viridiplantae; Streptophyta; Magnoliopsida; Rosales; Rosaceae
Product: protein MID1-COMPLEMENTING ACTIVITY 1
Exons: 10
Coding region: 691-1929 (412 amino acids)
Biological process (GO): cell surface receptor signaling pathway
Source: RefSeq, a predicted model, not a curated record